AUGACUUCUGUAUUUGCAGUGUUACUGGUAAUGCAUGGCUUGUUUGUGUCAGUACAGGGAUCAGGAUUUACAUGGUCUUCAUGUAAUUCCAACCCGGUCAUAGUCAUGGAAACUAUAGUGGUGACACCUGACCCCGUUGAAUUGCCAGGCACGCUCAAAUUGACACUGCGUGGGAACACGACAAGACCAAUCAACAGCGCUAAACUGUCAAUUACCCUGCAUCGUGAUACGUUUCUUCUCAGUGUCCCCAUUCCGUGUCUGUUACACUUAGGAUCAUGUGAAUACACUGAUCUCUGCACACUUUUGGAUACCAUGAUCUCUGAAAACUGGGCGACGAUUACAACAGACCUUGGUACACAGGUGAAAACCAUGCUUUCAUCAGCUGGCAUCAGCUUCAACCCAGGUCUAUGUCCACUUCCAGUCUCGCAGCUUGAUCUCAACAAAUACCCUCUCAAUCUCCCAUCAGUUCCAUCAGUUCUCAGCUGGCUAGCAUCAGGUGACUACACAAUAAAGGUAGAAGUUGUCGACUCAACCAACAAUGAAAACUUGAUGUGUCUGAAUCUAGGAAUCACCCUGACAAAAGCAUCAGAAUGUACGGGAUGGCUGUGUGGCCGAAGGAAAAGGGACAUUCUCAAAAACAAAAACUAA
This is a messenger RNA of Ylistrum balloti, 648 nucleotides long. RefSeq names its product ganglioside GM2 activator-like. Bases 1 to 648 code for a protein of 215 amino acids. Gene Ontology annotation, molecular function: lipid carrier activity; enzyme activator activity. Lineage: Eukaryota; Metazoa; Mollusca; Bivalvia; Pectinida; Pectinidae. The record is from RefSeq and is a predicted model, not a curated record. The transcript has 4 exons. Gene Ontology annotation, biological process: lipid transport; ganglioside catabolic process. Gene Ontology annotation, cellular component: cytoplasmic side of plasma membrane.